UUUAUAUAACGUUAGAAACUCCAAGAUAAGAUUCUUAUUUGAAAACUACGAAAUGGUGCGAUCAUGUUCUGCUGCUGACUGCGUCAACCGUCAGACGGCACUAAGCAAGCGCAAGGGUAUAACUUUCCAUCGGUUUCCAAAAGAACAAGCUCGCAGGCAACUGUGGAUUACUGCCGUGAGCCAUUCUCAUGCUGCUGUGGGCACGGAGUGGACUCCUUCCAUUCACAGCUCUCUCUGUUCCCAGCACUUUCACGAUAAGCAGUUUGACCGAACCGGACAGACUGUGCGGCUGUGGGACACUGCGGUGCCAACAAUAUUUUCAACACUCAACUACUCAAAGAUGCCUAGACACUGCUCUGCUCUUGGCUGCACCACUCGAGACUCAAGGCAGACAAGAAACAACAACAUCUCCUUCCACAGGCUUCCAAGAAAAGAUGAUCCCCGCAGAAAUCUUUGGAUAGCAAACUGCCAGCGGACUGAUCCUAGUGGCAAAGGUCUUUGGGAUCCUUCUUCUGACUAUGUAUACUUCUGUUCUAAACACUUUGAGAAAAGCUGUUUUGAAGUUGUUGGAACAAGUGGUUACCAUCGUCUCAAAGAAGACGCUGUCCCAACAUUAUUCAUGUCCUCGGCCAAGCUUCGGAGAGCAUCAAAGCUUAAAACACAAAAAAGGAAAAAUGCAAAGAACACAAAAGGGAAACGGAAAAGGAAUCUUCCUUUACAUAUUGAUCCAAGUCUGUCAGGUAACCCUGAUGAAUCUACUGCAGAAUGUUUUGAUCAUAAAAGGUAUGAUGGAGUCCCUGCUCAAGACUUGGUUAACUUCCAUGGACUCUGCCCUGAAAAUAUAGAUCUUCCAACUGAUACAGCUCCGGCAGAAGGAGCUGUGGCCACCACAGUUGACCAAAUGCACCCAGAGGGCACUUUAGAAGAUAUGGAAGUUUCUGCUGUUAUUAAUGGGCCUAUCUCAGACUGUAGCAUGGAGUUAUCUAGUGCAAGAGAUAAAAUGGCUUCAGAUAUGUCAAUGCACUCAGUGGAAAGUUCCAGAGAAAGGGAUGACGAACCUUCCUGUCCUGUCUCUCCAUCAGCUUACAUGAUGCGCCUACCUCAGCCUCCUGGUGCCUACAUCCAAAAUGAGCACAGCUAUCAUGUGGGCAAUGCCCUUCUUUGGAAGAGACGGGCUGAAUCUGCAUUGGAGGCUCUAGGUAAAGUACAGAGGCAGCUGGAAGCAUGCAGGCGUAGAGAGCAGCGACUGCGACUUCGCAUCUCUGCUCUGCAACAGGAACAUUUGCGAGAAAGACGGGCACAGUCUGAUGUUAGAGAGAAGCUUAAAGAACAUUUGCAGGUGUUUGAGCUGCAGCUUAUCAAUGAUUUUGUAUAAGUCUCACGGAGUUGCAACUAUGGGACAUAUUAUUGUGUAAUUAAUGUACAGCUGUAUCAUAAAUAUGUUCUCUCAGCAAGUCAGUUGUGUCUAUAUCCCUUUUAAUUUUCAUUAUACUCAUGUCAUUGGCUUCUUAAGUUAUUCUAUGUGCAAGUUAUAUCAACAAGUAUCCGGACUCCAUUCAUUGUUUGUGCAGACAUAUGACUAUAUCCUUCAGAUUAAAAUAAGUUCAAAACUUUUUUGUGCUUGGAAAGCAUAAUAUUAACGGAUUAACUAUCCAGUAAAUGUUUCCACUUCAAACCAAUUUCACGCCGUUAAAUAUCCUUCUGAAAAAUCUUAUGUAUUGUUUUAAGAAGAAAUGUGCCAUUUUUGUAAAUAUGGUUUAUUGUCUGGCUGAUUUCCAACCUUCUUUGCAUAUUUAUCUAAUGUAUAUGAAGAGGGGCAUGAUUAUUGUAAGGGAAGGAAAUCUAUAACCAUAUGAGCAAUGGGAGAUGGGAAUUAAGGCAUACAAAUAUUACAGCAUGAUAGGAGAAAUUGUAAAACUGUUGCCUUAAAUUACCUCAUAUUUUGGCCAGCCUUGGCCCAUUGUGACACACAAUCUGUUGUGUAUAGACAUACAUACCUAGCAGUGUAAGCCACUAUUUUUUCUUUACACAAGUUGAAUAAAUAUCAGCACUUGCUAAAGUUCCAGAAUGUAGUUAAGUAUACAACUAAGCAGUUAGUUCCACACUUAAAUCAAGCAAUGAAAUCAUAUGUGACAAUAAAGCAUUCUGGGUCAUUUAAAGGCUCCAUGGAGAACUGAGGCACCUUGCUAAAAUGGCACUUCAUUUGAUUUGUUUUAUAUACAUUAAAUAAAUGUGGUGUGUGUAUGUGUGAAAUGGGGUAUUUCACCUUUAAAUUAACUCUGAUAUUUACGGUGAUAUUUUGAGACAGUUUACCAUUGUUUUUUUAGUUGCCUUUUUUGUUGGGCUAUUCCCCAGGUUAGAAUUUUCAUGACUUUGGUUGCUAGGGUCUAAUUUACCCUAGCAGCCAGGCAGAGGUUUGAACGAGAGCCUAGAUAGAAAGAGAAAUAGUAAAAAGUAACAACUCUAAAAUGGUAGCGUCAAAGAACAAUAGUUUCCUUGCUGCUAGGGGUCACUCUUAUAUAAAGCUGGACAGAGUCAAAAGAGGAAGACAGAUCAUUUCUUUAACAUAGUAACAGUUAACUAAAAGGUGAACUGCCUCUUGAAGGGCAUGGAAAGUAGUAUGGGGGGGGCUUACAGUGAAUACAAUUGUUUACUUAUGUAAGAUAUGCUGUGGCAUGAGUAGAUUUUCCAGCCAUCUUCAUUCACUUCCCAGAUAUCCCCUGUGGCUGUACCAGAUUGUGCAUAUUCACAGUAUAGUAACAUGUCUGGUUUCAUUAUACUGUGCAUAUGGCAGUUUCCAGAGGUAUGAUAAUGUGCACACUCCAGAACAAGCCACAAUGGAUCGUUGGUAAAUGACUGAAGAUGAUAGAGUGACACUCAUUAGAGCAGAACCCAGGACUGGUGUUUUAUUUACAGAAAUGAAGCACCAUCCCGGGGUGUUCGCUAGGAGGUACCUAACAAAUUUGUACCAACCCAGAGAAUACCAUUUUCAUUUAACUAAUGCACUUUGAGAUAGCAGCUGAAUACCAAAUGCUCUGAAAUAGGUGCUGGGCCUCUCUGUGGAGAAUGCCCCUGGCAAAAUGGACAGUAUUGGGAGCUCUGCAUAUAUGCAGAGGAGGAAUGCUCUGCAAGCACCAGGCACGGCACCAGUAUACAUUACUGCCAACUAAAGGGAAAAUAAAACUCAAAGAUAAACUUAAAGGUAGACUUUUCUCUGAUGCAUGACCCACUAAGAACAGAUGUUUCACUCUAAAGGGGGUUGUUCACCUUUAAAUUAACUUUUAGUAUGAUGUAGAAAGUGCUAUUCUUAGACUAAAUGCAAUUGGUCUUCAUUUUUUAUUAUUUGCAGUUUUUUUUUAAUUAUUUAGCUUUUUGUUCAGCAGCACUUGAGUUUAGAAUUUCAGCAGCUAUUUGGUUGCUAGGGUCCCAAUUUAACCUAGCAACCAGACAGUAGAAGCUGGAAAUAGAACAGGACAGGAAAUGAUUCAAAAACGAUAAGUAAUAAAAAAUGAAACCCAAUUGAAAACUUGCUACAAAUAGGCCAUUCUAUAACAUACUAAAAGUUAACCUGAUGGUUAACCAUAUUUUAAGGAUGUUUGGGAUAAAUAUAGUGUUUUUAGAUAACUAUGUGUUUUCAUUGAAAUUUGUCCCUAUUUGUGCUUUCACACUUUGCUUGCUGUUGCUAAAUUAUGAGAAUGUCAAGAUGUGCAAAAGAUAUGAGUAUCUAAAAGUACUUGGAGAAUAUAUUUUCAUAUCUCUUAUAUGAACUGCAGAUACAAUGUAAAUGCUCCAAAAAACAAACUGGGAUUGACAAAGCUUGUAGAGCUCCAUAAUAAAGUUUUGCUGAACUUUA
Xenopus tropicalis (tropical clawed frog) is the source of this 3853-nucleotide messenger RNA. RefSeq names its product THAP domain containing 7 (gene thap7). Gene Ontology annotation, molecular function: DNA binding. The record is from RefSeq and is a predicted model, not a curated record. Lineage: Eukaryota; Metazoa; Chordata; Amphibia; Anura; Pipidae. Bases 53 to 1375 code for a protein of 440 amino acids. The transcript has 7 exons.